Messenger RNA from Topomyia yanbarensis, 17906 nucleotides. RefSeq names its product voltage-dependent calcium channel type A subunit alpha-1-like. The coding region runs from base 1240 to 6786 and encodes 1848 amino acids. The record is from RefSeq and is a predicted model, not a curated record. NCBI's taxonomy places the organism in Eukaryota, Metazoa, Arthropoda, Insecta, Diptera, Culicidae. Gene Ontology annotation, biological process: calcium ion import across plasma membrane; chemical synaptic transmission. The transcript is spliced from 26 exons. Gene Ontology annotation, cellular component: membrane; voltage-gated calcium channel complex. Gene Ontology annotation, molecular function: high voltage-gated calcium channel activity; calcium ion binding.
CGCGAAUGAAAACCAGAACACAGCAGCAACGGCAGCCAGCAGAGCAGCACACAUCAGGAAAAUGCAGAAUUGAUUUUGCUCGGAACGGUCGAUCCUGCAGAAGUGUGAACCUGGUGGAGAAAAUUUUACUUUUUCGUUGGAAGUGAGCUUAGAAUGUGCUGAAAAUCCGUUUAAAACGUGGUGGAAACGUAGAUCUUCGCGAGUAUCGUACGGAUCGUGAUCGUUUAGUACGGGCUAGUUGCGAAAAAGUGGAUUUUGCUGGGUGGAAAGAAAAGGAAAAUUUGCAAAGCUCUGCAGGAUAGCACACCACUUGCAGAGGCGAAGCAAGAAAAGUACUGCAGGGAAUCUAGAACUGUGACGGCGAUGGAAAAACCACCUCGUAAUUAUUAAUCCUUGGGUGAACGUGCGAAAAAACAAACAACGAAAUGUGAUGAGUGGUGGAUCAAAGUAAGCUUAUAUGGAUGAUCUGUCAUUGUUAAUUGUGGCAACUGAUUUGCAGAAUACGGAUGGAAGGAUCCAGGGAAAGUUAUCCAAUUUUCACAGAAUGAUUCCUUGCCUGCCACGGAGCGGUGUGAGUGUUGCGACAUCGGUGUGAGAGAGUGUGUUCUACAAUAUAAGUUCGUGCAGUGUUUGGCCCAUGCUAGCGGGAUAGCUGUGGGAGAAAUGUGGUGGGUAGUAGGAAAGGUUAUGUGCUAACAAAAUAGAGCAGUUGUGUGCCACCCGAGCAGUAGUGAAAAGCAGAAGAAAAACUCCGAAAAUAUAUAGAUCUGAAAGAGUGGAUGCCAGCAGCACCUCAGGAGAAAUAAAAAGGAUUAAAAAUUAAUUUCCGUUGGCCGCUAGCCAGAGCGAGGAUAUUUCUGCUGGCCACCGGGAUUUGCGAAGCUGCCGAGUUGAAAUCGUCCACACGUACCUAGAGCUUGCGGGUGGAAUUUCAAAUUGCUGGGGUUGGUGACAAUAAAAAUCGUUAUGACGGCAGCAGCCCUCGGCCGUUCACGUUCCAUCGCUGCUGUAGGUAGUCAUGGGCGAAAUUAGUUUAGUGGAACGACGACGACGACGACGAAGGAUAGAUCUCAUCAUCAGCAGAGUUCACGAGAACAACGAGGCCCGUGAUAACGGUCGCAGAGCAUCCUUGCCAUCGACGGUGGAUCCUAUCUUCGAGUGUUAUUGAAUGAAUGAAUCUUUGGGUUAAGGCUAGCAGCGUCUCGCGAGGCGGCGCCUCCUGAUAAGGACAGGAAGCAAAUGGGUCCGAAGAAGGGAAAGAAGGGCAGCCCGAGGCAUCGAACCGGUCCGCCACCGCCCGGACCGUCGUCACUUUUCAUUUUCGCCGAGGAUAAUUUCGUUAGGAAAGCAACCAAAUUCAUCAUCGAAUGGCCACCCUUCGAGUACGGUGUCCUGUUGACAAUCAUCGCGAACUGCGUCGUGCUAGCACUGGAGGAGCAUCUGCCCCAGGGUGACAAGACGGUGCUGGCCCAGAAGCUGGAGCUGACCGAGAGCUACUUCCUAUGCAUCUUCACGGUCGAGGCCGCCCUGAAAAUCGUGGCUCUCGGAUUAGUGCUGCAUACCGAUUCCUAUCUGCGUAAUAUCUGGAACAUGAUGGAUUUUUUCGUGGUGUUCACGGGGCUCGUCACAUUGCUCCCUCUUCCGCUCGAAGUAGAUCUCAGAACGUUAAGGUCGAUUCGUGUGUUGCGACCGUUGAAAUUAGUUUCUGGAGUUCCUAGUCUACAAGUUGUGUUGAAAUCCAUCAUCAAAGCUAUGGCGCCGUUGCUACAGAUCGGACUCUUAGUCUUGUUCGCAAUCGUUAUAUUCGCAAUUAUAGGAUUAGAAUUUUACUCGGGUGCUUUGCACAAAAGUUGUUAUAGCUUAGAAAAUGCCUUGGAAAUUGUUGAAGAAGGUGACAUGCCGACGCCUUGCUACGACGACGACGACACGAUGAACGUCGAACUGCCAGCCGGAGUGCACCUAUGCAACCACAACGAGAGUGCGUGCAUCGAGCAGUGGGACGGUCCCAACUAUGGCAUCACGAACUUCGACAACAUCGGCUUCGCCAUGUUGACCGUGUUCCAGUGCAUCACGAUGGAAGGUUGGACGUCAACCAUGUACUGGACAAACGAUGCUCUAGGCUCAACCUUUAAUUGGGUAUAUUUUGUGCCUUUGAUUAUUAUUGGUUCAUUUUUUAUGCUCAACUUAGUUCUCGGUGUCCUCAGCGGUGAAUUUGCUCGAGAGCGAGAAAAGGUCGAAAAUCGGCAGGAGUUUCUGAAGCUGCGUCGCCAGCAACAGCUGGAAAAAGAGCUGAACGGAUUCGUCGAAUGGAUCUGCAAGGCGGAAGAGAUUAUUUUGGCCGAGGAUCGCACAACCGACGAGGAACGCAUGUACAUAAUGGAGGCUCGUAAGAAGGCAGCAGCAAAACGGAAAAAACUGAAAAACCUCGGUAAAUCCAAGUCUUCCGAGACGGAUGACGAAGAAGCCACCACCGAGUCCGGGGACGAAGGUAUCCUUAAGAAGGAAAAGAAACCAGCCAAAUCCGGAUUUUGGCAGGCCGAGAAGCGCUUCCGCUAUUGCAUUAGGCACACUGUGAAAACGCAAUGGUUCUACUGGUUCGUGAUAGUGCUGGUGUUUCUGAACACCAUCUGCGUGGCGGUUGAACACUACGGACAGCCACCGUGGCUGUCAAUGUUUUUAUACUACGCCGAAUUUGCGUUCCUAGGCUUAUUCAUGUGUGAGAUGUUGAUCAAGAUCUACGCGCUCGGACCACGCAUCUACUUCGAGUCGGCCUUCAACCGGUUUGAUUGCAUCGUUAUCGCUGGUUCAAUCUUCGAGGUGGUUUGGUCCGCCUACAAAGAGGGUUCCUUCGGUAUUUCCGUGCUGCGAGCCCUCCGGUUGCUGCGUAUCUUCAAGGUCACCAAGUACUGGUCCUCGCUUCGUAACUUGGUUAUCUCUUUGCUCAGUUCUAUGCGUUCGAUUAUCUCGUUGCUGUUUUUGCUCUUUCUGUUCAUACUGAUAUUCGCGCUGCUCGGAAUGCAGCUGUUUGGAGGGCAGUUUAUCCUCCCGGAAGGCAUACCACCGACUAACUUUAACACGUUCACCAUCGCACUACUCACCGUGUUCCAGAUCCUUACCGGUGAGGAUUGGAACGAGGUCAUGUAUCUCGGAAUCAACUCACAGGGCGGACAUAAAAGCGGGAUGGUCUACUCCCUGUAUUUUAUCAUCUUGACAUUGUUCGGUAACUACACCCUGCUGAACGUAUUCUUGGCUAUCGCUGUCGACAAUCUGGCGAACGCACAAGAACUAACCGCAGCAGAAGAGCAGCAGCAGGAACGAGACAAGGAGAAACAGCAGAUGGAACUGGAGAAGGAGAUGGAAGCACUGCAAAAAGCCAAAGAUGGUACACCCACGACGGAGGAAGUGGAAGCGGAGAAGGAGAAAGAAGCGAAGAAGGAUGAGAAGAAGGAAGAGGAGGAGGAGGAACAAACGGAAGGACCUAAACCCAUGCUGCCGUAUUCGUGUAUGUUUGUGUUCUCAUCGACCAACCCAAUGCGUCGCGCGGCUCAUUGGGUGGUUAAUCUGCGAUACUUUGACUUUUUCAUCAUGAUCGUCAUUUCACUGUCUUCGAUCGCGCUGGCCGCUGAAGAUCCAGUCCAGGAGAACGCACCCCGGAACUUGGUGCUUAACAACGUGGAUUACGCAUUUACGGGAGUCUUUGCAAUCGAAUUAUUACUGAAGGUCAUCGAUUUGGGUGUUAUUCUGCACCCGGGAAGCUACCUGCGCGAAAUAUGGAACAUCAUGGACGCCGCAGUAGUCGGCUGUGCGGUCGUUAGUAUAGGCUUCGACAUCAGCGGCAGUGACGCCGGUUCAGAUCUAUCCACGAUCAAAUCACUGCGGGUACUGCGCGUGCUGCGCCCCCUCAAAACAAUCAAACGAGUUCCGAAACUGAAAGCGGUCUUCGACUGUGUCGUCGGUUCGCUGAAAAAUGUCAUUAACAUCCUGAUUGUGUACAUUCUGUUUCAGUUCAUCUUUGCUGUCAUCGCGGUACAGCUAUUCAACGGAAAGUUCUUCUACUGUACCGACGAUAGCAAACACAAUUUCCAUGACUGCCAAGGUUCGUAUUUCGUUUUCGACGAUGUAGACGGACUGCCACGAGCUGCCAAACGGGAAUGGAGAACCCAGUACUUCAACUACGACAAUGUUGCGACCGCCAUGCUGACGCUGUUUGCUGUACAGACCGGUGAAGGAUGGCCACAAGUUCUCCAGAACUCGAUGGCAGCUACCUACGAGGAUGAGGGACCAAUCCAAAACUUUCGCAUCGAAAUGUCCAUCUUCUACAUCGUGUACUUCGUAGUGUUUCCAUUCUUCUUCGUGAACAUUUUCGUUGCCUUGAUUAUCAUCACAUUCCAGGAACAGGGUGAAGCAGAAUUGCAGGACGGUGAGAUUGAUAAGAACCAGAAAUCCUGUAUCGACUUCACAAUCGGUGCUAGACCGCUGGAACGAUACAUUCCCACCAAACAUUCCGGGUUCAAGUACACCGUAUGGCGAAUCGUUGUAUCAGCACCGUUCGAGUACUUUAUCAUGUCACUGAUUGUGUUCAAUACCCUACUGCUUAUGAUGAAGUGUCACGACCAGAACAAAAAACUAGAGAACUUUAUGAAGUACCUCAACAUGAUAUUUACUGGAAUGUUUAGUGUAGAAACCGUUCUCAAAAUAAUUGGAUUUGGUGCAAGGAACUUUUUCAAAGAUGCGUGGAACGUUUUCGACUUGAUCACCGUAAUUGGUAGUAUAGUGGAUGCUCUAAUCUUGCUUCUUUGGGAAAAUUCCUUCAACGUUGGAUUUUUGCGACUGUUCCGAGCUGCCCGUUUAAUCAAACUACUCCGCCAAGGGGACACCAUCCGCAUUCUGCUGUGGACCUUCGUUCAAUCUUUCAAAGCACUGCCUUAUGUAUGUUUGCUGAUUGCAAUGCUGUUCUUUAUCUAUGCAAUCAUAGGAAUGCAGGUGUUCGGAAAUAUUGAGUUAGACCCGGAUACUGCCAUCAGCCGUCACAACAAUUUCAGAUCGUUCUUGGACGGUCUGAUGCUGCUGUUUAGAUGUGCAACGGGAGAGUCAUGGCCAAACAUCAUGCUAGCAUGCCUGAAAGGGCGACCCUGUGAUCCUCGAGCGAAUAAGCCAAACGAGACUUGCGGAUCGACACUCGCCUACGGAUACUUUGUAUCCUUCAUUUUCUUUUGUUCUUUCUUGAUGUUGAAUCUGUUCGUAGCUGUCAUCAUGGACAAUUUCGACUAUCUGACGCGGGAUUCCAGUAUUCUGGGUGCCCAUCAUCUGGAUGAGUUUGUGAGGAUAUGGGCCGAGUAUGAUCCGUCGGCUUCAGGAAAACUGCAUUUUACUGAGAUGUUCGACAUGUUGAAGAACAUGGCUCCCCCGCUGGGCUUCGGACACAAAUGUCCGAACCGGCUGGCUUACAAGAAGUUGAUACGUAUGAACAUGCCUGUAGACGAGGAAGGGCGGGUGAGUUUCACGACGACGUUAUUCGCGUUGAUUCGAGAAAACCUUAGCAUCAAGAUGCGACCUGCCGAAGAAAUGGACCAAGCCGACAGUGAACUGCGGAAGACGAUCAAUCAGAUUUGGCCGAUACAGGCGAAGAAGAUGAUCGAUCUGUUGGUACCUCCGAAGGAUGUCCUGAACACAGGGAAGAUGACGGUUGGAAAGCUUUACGCCGGGAUCCUGCUGCUAGAGACUUGGCGAAACAACAAGUGUAUACAGCUGGAGUGCGAUGCACCAGAUUUGCAGGACCGCAAGAGCCACGAGAUUCAGGAAGCUUACAUCGACGACGGGCACCUGCAUCCACCGCACGAUCAUCGAAACGGACAUCGAAGGUCACCUAGUAUACAACGUGGUUCUGCGCUGGAACGAUCGCCUAGCCCGCGACAUCUGCAUCACGAUAUUGGAUUUUCGGAGACAGUGUCCAAUGUGGUGGAGAUUGCACGUAGGGAUCACAUUAUUGGUAGGCACCACUAUGGGCGCUAUAGAUUCGAUAGAGGUUCCUGGUCCGUAGCCACCAGCCCGGCACGUUCACCAUCACCGACGAGGCUGGACACGCAGAUUAGCGCACACCAUCGGCACAACCGCAGGAUACACCCGUACGGAACAACAAGUCUGUGUCAACGAUCACGGUCGCCAAGCCCAGCCCGUUUGCAAGAACUGCGAGAACGGGAGCGUGAACGGUUCAGGGAGGAAGUUUUGUCUCGCCCGUACAUUCAGCACACUUAUCCAGUAUUACAAUCACAUAGAGAUUUCGGAAGAAGACUGCCACCAAGACCAAUUAAACCAACAACGUUACAAUUAAAGUCAACUAACAUUAAUUUCCCGCGGUUAAACACUAGUCCUACGCAUCAGAGCCUCCAUCUAUCGCUAAACACUCACUCGUUGCCAUACGGUGUUCAUUCAUUGCCCAAUUCGCGUGGCGAAAUUUCGCGCGAUCCUCGUAUCUACCAUCACACGGAAAGCGAGCGGGAUCGGGAGCGGGAAAGGCUGCGUGAACGGGAACGGGACUACGGCUCGCGGUACGUAUUCCGAGACACGGAACGGGAGCUGUUCGAGAUUGAGCGAGAACUGGAGCGGGCACGGGACUCCGCCCGGGAUACGGAUUACGAGAGAGUCGAACCUCUCUCGUACGAGCACCUGUACAAUCUGGGUCGUACCGGCGGUAGUACCGUCGGAUCGACGACCCUGAACGGUUACAAACCCAAGGUGGGCAUGCACUCGAUCUAUUCGGAAUCGGACGAAGGCGAUUGGUGCUAGCAUAGGUUGGAGAAACCACAAAUCCCAAGGGCCAAUACCGGACAGACGGACGCUACCAGCCGGAACAACAACGACACGACUGAUCGGAACGACCGGACAUUACGCACUCAAUCAGCUAGCAGAGGCGGAAACAUUAACUACUACAAUCACUCCGAUGACGUGAAGACUACAGUGAGAGCAGCGAGGGUAUCCCUCGGACGGCUGCGCAAUCUAGUGAUAGCGGUUUAAGUAGCAGUAACACAUACGAGAGGAUUGUCGGCAUCAACAACGGAUCAACGCACUCGUAUCGUUCGUGACGCGGAGCAUCGGUCAGCAACACCAAUCCAAACACUUUUUUCGACCGCAAGCUUCGCGGUUUGUCGCCACAUUCUCGAAUACAAUGCUGCAACUCAGAGAAUUCAUUUUGACUGCUUGCUUCAGUUUCUAGGAUAUGAGUAGGAAAACUUGACGAAAAAUGCAUCGCAUAUAAAAUACAAUUCAAAACAAUCCAUCCAAAAAAAUCGAAAACAAAACAAAAACUUAAAAAUUUAAUAGCAACAAAUAAAAUUGAACGAAGAAAAUGGUGCAAACUCAGCCAGGUCAAAAAUGAAACCGAGUGAAAAUAAAUUUCAUCUAGCUAACGUAUUAUCAUAACUAAUUUGAUAUAAAUUUGAUUUAAUUUGUCAAGGAUGAGAAAAGGAAUAAGAAUCAAUGCAGGAGAUGGCAACCAAUUUUUCAAUCUCUCAUAACUUAAGAAAAAUAUAAAUCUAUUCAAAUACUCAUCGGAGUUAAACAAGAUCUGGUAUAAUUACACGGAAUUGUUGCCGCUUGUUUGUACUACUCAACAAUGGACAACCACGAAAUUGGGCAGAUAGUUGGCAUUCGAUUCGUUCGCGGGCCGAUGUAGCAGAAGUGCUCUAAACGAAUCGAAAGCGAUGGCUUUCCGUUAAUUUCAAUGGGUCAUUUUACACUAAAUUCACCUUCCCAACUUUGAAUCGAAGUUAUUUGUACGAUUUCAUCUUUAAUUAGGAACAGUGUAUCGCUGAAAAAUACAAAACGUGCAAUAAUUCGUCCAUAAAUGCGAGUUGGGUUAAUUCUUAUCAGGAUCGGGCUUUGUUUCUUUGAAAAUACUAGCAAUGAUAGAGUAGGCAUGUUUUAGGCUGUAAGGUUAGGGUCAAGUGCACAAACAAAAGAUUACUUAGAAAAAAAAUUUGAAAUAAUAGAAGUAUAAAAUCAUCGCAGGUUGUUAUAAAUCAGUAGGAAUUGAAAGGUUACCGGAAAGGAAAGUUUAUCUCAUGUAUAGGAAAAUCAGAUAUUUUUAGAUUCAGAUGUAGAUUUUGUUACAAAGAUUAUUCUAGAUGCAUAUCGGAUGUUUUGUUGUAUCACAGAGCACGUUUCAUAUUUUUACUCUAUGAAUCCAGUUAUAGCUACUGUUUAUCGCAACGCGAUCUUAUCCAAUUAUGAAAGUUAGUCGUCAGAUAUUUUUAGCUACUUCAGUUGAACAAGUAAUUGAACUAAAUUGCAAUCGAAACAAAAUGGUUAUAACAUAGCGGCACUUUUUUACACAUCUCUAAUUACAAAAAUAUCCAAGCUUCCCACAACUACUUUGACCAUCGCACAACAUUUAUUUACAAGUUCAAGAAUUGACUUAGGUUGAAAAAAAAAUAACGCGAGGAAAUCUGUCAUCCCAGAAACUUUUGAUUUUGAACUACUACUUACAAUCAACUUACAUCUAUUUAAAAAAAAUAGCAUUUUUAGUGGAAGCUUACUGGCUAGUGAACAAAAGCAUCGAUUACUUCGUAAUUAGAAAUUUUGUUCGACUGUUUAAUUCCUGCGUUUUCUUUGAGGUAGCAAUAUUUGCGUUUAAUAUUUUAUUUCGUAUAUCCGAUAUACAUCUUACACAGGGCCGGCGGAAAGCGUUGGUAGUAUGGGUAGUACUACCCACUCGAAAAUAACCGAGUGGGUAAUUACCCACUCGAAAUUUUGAACCAUUUCAAAAAAUUUAGAUGUGCAACGCAAGUAUCUCGCAUUACACACAUUUGAAAACAUCGAUGUACCACAAUUCCAUUUGCAUAAAUGAACGUGAUUUAAUGUGAAUUUAAUAUAAGCGUGUGCAUUGCGAAAAGGGAAAAAAUUCUUACUAAUGGACCCCUCACUCUAUGCUUUCUACCCACUCGGGCGUAAAGUGUUUCGCCGCCCCUGAUCUAACAGACAUCACAUGUUUCGUUAAAUCUGCGGAUUCGGAUCGCACCACAGAGAGAGCAACUCAAGGAGACUCAUACAAAUUGAUGCCAGGCAGGAUAUGCGGACUAACGGGUGUUCAAUUGAAAAUGUGAAUUUUUUCUGUCAUGUAGUUAAAAAAAACAAAAAAAAUUCAGCUAAUUCAGUAUUUUUUUAUUAAAAACAUAAUGUUUAUUCUUCAAAAAAACAUCCAUAAAUAUUGGAGAAGGGGCCCUGGUCAGCCGUACGACUCAACUUAGUCGCGAUGCUCUCACAAGAGCGCUGGACGGCACUGACGUCCAUAUUCCGGAUACAAUUCCGGAUCCUGGAGGUCAACUGCUUCGUAUCCUGGCCCGCCAAAUAUUUUCGUACACUAGGGCACUGAGGGAGCCGAAAAAACCCUAAAUGGGACGAGACUGAGGCAAGUUGGUCGGAUUUCUUUCUUUCGGUACGUACAGUUUCUUUUUGUGCUCCAGAUACUUCAGCGUCUUCUUGGCGUAAUUAGAAGUCGCCUUGUCCGGCCAGAAAAUGUACCAUCCCAUCCGUAUGAUGCUUCUUUAUGAACGGCUGAAGAAUUUUCUCAAGACACUUCGCCUGGUACACUUGUUGAUUGAUGGCUAGACCGCUCGGCUUGAACCGUGGUUGUGAAAUCCCUCUGUCCGGCGAUGUACAGCAUAAGUUUGUAUUCAAAUUUAAGCUUAAAUACUUCGGGGGGUGUGGCUGACUUGUCGCUGGAAUAGUAGCUGUCAUUUCCCGGAUUUCUUCGAGAGCGGAAUGACGUCCCGCGGUAGUUCUUCGUCAUCCACCGGCACUGCGAUUUCACGAGCGCUAUCUCCUCGUCGCGUACUCGGGAGACCGGUAUUGGAAUCAUUCUCCUAUUUUAUGGUACACCCGUUAUUUAUCUUACCCAGAGAUGUCAAAGGUACCGGUAAACUACAUUUUUUUCGGUAUAUUUACAUUUGCACAAGCCGUACAGCCCGCUACAGCGACGCAUCACUACAGCUCUUGCCAGAACGGUAGCCAAACCGAGUACAUUUUCCCGUAGACCAGUAGAAUACAUUUUUGUUUUGCUGCUGUACUCCGACUGCUCGGUAAGAGUGUGGCGUAGUAAAGUUUGUUCUCUCGCUUUGUACCAGAAAGCAGGUCACUUUGAACGGUAAAAUAAGGUGCCUACACCUGAACUGCGUACUCUACAACACUUCUGAUCAGGAUGCAGAAAAGUACGUAGUACGUUGUCAUAUCAGGACUGCGAUGUUGUCUAUAUUAAUUGCAUCCAUCUACUGCUCGAUGGGGGACCGCAACAUUGAAGUGAAACUUACGAGGUUAGAAGUGGUAGAUUGUUUCAUGGUAAGCCCGUACUGAUAUUCCGUCACUCCAAAAUAAUACUAGAAUACUCAAAGAUCAAGGGGUAGUCAUCCUCGGCUCUACAUGCAAUACUCGACGAGUUUCAACGCCACACUCAAAUUCUGGAACAAAUACAGGAGCCUGUUGAGCAUUUGAGUUCUUUAAUAGUUGAAGUUCUCACAGCGUGACUAGACGAUUUGACACUAACAGCUUGGGAGGAAAUGGCGACAAAAGAACAUCCAACAUUCGCGAUUUUUUGCACGAGAGGACUCGGGGACUUGAAUCAGUUUACGUAAACAAUAAUCAUCUGAGCUCACAACAUUCCGAUCCUGUUUCUCAGUCGUCGAUGAAAAGAUCAACACCUAAGAUGAUCAGUCACGCCGCUAUAGAGAAGACACAUUAUCGCGGAUGCCCUACUUGCGAUCAGCGUCAUUUAUUAACCAGCUGUUCCGUGAACCAGGGCAUGCCGCUUAAGGAGCGUUUAGAACUGGUGAACAACAAAGCAUCAUACAGUAAUUGCCUACGAAAUGAUCGUUUUGUUCGAGGCUGCAAAUCGAAAUUCACAUGUAAAACGUAUGCCAAGCGCCACCAUUCAAUGCUGCAUCCUGGGUUUGGAAAUCCAGAGCAAUCUUGCUUUUCAUUAGAAACUCCCUCCACGUCAGGAACAAAUCGCGUUUCUUCAUUGAUUAGCAACUGUGGCGUGCAAUCCAACUCACGCAUUGGAUCUAUUUAUCGACAGUCGAACGUUUUUUGGCGACUGUAAGUCUGAAGGUCAACGACUCGCAUGGGAGGGAGUAACCAGCUCGGGCUCUGCUGGUCUCAUGCUCGCAAGCAAACAUAAUAGGUGAACGACUGUGUAAACGACUACGGCUAAAACGGCACAAUGUUUACGUGGACAUAUGUGGAAUUGGCAACAGUAUCAAAAAGGCUAAACACUCAGUAUCAGCUCGAAUUCAAUUGCGGUGUAGCAGAACCAGCAAGAUCGUUCACUUCAUAGUAUUGCAAAAUGUAACGACGGAUCUUCCCGCAGAAUCGAUUUCUGUAGAAGAUUCGAAUAUUUCUUGUAACCUAGAACUGACCGAUCCCAAUUUCAAUCUUUCUGGAGAAAUUGAUCUAGUUAUUGGAGCGGAACAAUGCUUUUCAUUCAUUCGAAAUGGACGCAUUGGGUUGUCAGAAAAUCUGCCGGUAUUGGAGGAAAGUGAUUUCGGAUGGUUGGUAACUGGGUUAGCAGAUGUCGUAAAAUAAGAAGCAAGCAUGGCGUGCAAUACCAUCACAUUGCAAGCUCUAGACGCCAAGCUAGAACGUUUCUGGCUGAUCGAGGAAAACUUUGCAACUACUUGGACAUUAGAGGAACAACAGUGCGAGAAGUUUUAUUCUACGACCACCAUACGGAGUUCAGAUGGAAGAUAUAUAGUGAGGCUACCUAAGCGAUCGAGUUUCGAAAGUCAUUUAGGUAACUCAAAACAAAUUGCCAUUCGACAUUUCCAUUGUCUAGAAGCAAAAUUGCAAAAAGAUCCAACACAUCGCGCGUAGUGCAAUAGUUUCAUGCCUUCAAUAGGGCCACAUGCAUCCGAUACCUUAUCAAGCACAAAACGAUGCGCAUUCCUCAAAUGAUCUUCUAGAGGUAGGCCCUGUUUUGCAAGACCAGCCUUUGCAACGCAUUUUUUGACGAUUUUAUCCGUCUGAAGAACUUACCACAUAUCAAUUAAACACAGUCACGUAUGGAUUAGCUCCGGUAUCGUUUCUAGCGAUACGCACGCUCUAUAUCUUAGCAGAUGACUACGAACAGGAUUUCGCUGCAGCCAUAGCAGCCAUAAAAAGGGGUUCUAUAUCGAUGACAUUCGGCAUGGAACGCCGUCUGUAGAAUCUGCAAUCUAGUUGCGCAAUGAUGUGAGUGAAUUACUACAUAAAGGUGGAUUUCGACUGCACAAGUGGUGCUCUGAUUUCAAGGAAGUCUUACAAGAGAUACCUCCAGAGUUGCGCACUACUCAAAGCGAGCUCAAACUCCAUCCAGAUGAAUCCGGGUAGACACUUGGCAUUCUAUGGGAGCCGGCACUUGAUGUUUUCAAACUAGUGAUAAACGUGAAGCAGACCGGCGAGGGACCAACAACCAAGCGAAACAUUUUGUCUACGACUGCACAGUCGUAUGAUCUACGUGCGAUCCUGGACAGUUACCUUGUUGUCGCCAAGGCGCGCGUGACUCCUUUACAAAGAAUGAUCAUUCCCCGGCUGGAGCUGUGCGUGGCCGUGGUAGCCGCUCUUUUGUUCGACAAGGUGAAUAGAAGCUUGGUAACAAAGUUCGACGAAGUGAUUUUCUGGUCGGACUCAACGAUUGUUUUACGAUGGCUGCAGACGUCUCCUCACCUUUGGAAAGCUUAUGUAGCCAAUCGGAUUUCAGAAGUCCCAGCACUAACCCCUGGUUGCAAAUGGCUUCAUGUGGCAGGAAGAUAAUCCUACAGAUCUAUUGUCACGGGGAAUGACUCCAAAUGAACUGGUAGAUUGUGAAAAGUGGAAACUCGGACCCAUAUGGAUGCUACUUGCAAGGCAAGAAUGGUCUGAGCAACCAACACAAUUUGAGCAACAGAACGCCGGCGUAUUGUACUUUCAACAAAUAUUAACUCGCAGUCUCACUUACUCACUUGUUUUUCUACCUUUCGCCUACUUGUACACGUUGUUGGAUACCUCCGACGUUUUGCUCGUGGCCCAUUUGCUUGUAUUUAGUUCAAUGCUGCAAUGCAUAACGCGCGCGCUGGGGACGAUCCUUGUCGAAGAAAGCGUAAUGAAACACAACACAAUCCCGCCGAAGAUCACCUGACACACCAUUUGUCUCGUUCCCCAUUUGUUUGUUAAGAGAUACGCGAUUUUUGUUGGGGUCCUUGAAACAGUUGACCACGUGCUUCAGUACAUCCACGCAUGAUAAACUCGAAUCGGUGACAACACCAUCGAUUUCAACGUUAUAAGUAUGCAUGUAGACGCAGCAGUCAUCCACUAAAGGUUUGUUCCAAGUAACGUUAUUGCUUGUUCCGACUGAGUUUAAUGUGUAUAAUUUUAAAUGAGAAUUCAGAGUCUUUGAUGAUAAAUCUUCUUCGACAUCCAUUUUGCCAUCAACUAACUUUUUUCAGAAGAAUUUAUUUUGGUGCGGGCCUGGAAUCGAGUGCAAAACAAUAGUUUAAAGAAUAUGAAGAAAGAGAGAAUUCAUUUUUUAAUGUCGAUUAACCUUAGAAUCUUUAGCCUCCAAGCCUAAUGGUGGGGUUAGGAUAACAUUCGAUGGCACUUAAAUCCAUACAUUCCACUGGAAACUUAAUAUACUGUUUUCUGAAUAGAUGCUCCCUCCGUCGCCUUGAAUCAGACUCACAUUCUCCAUGUCGGUCGAAGUUUUGUGCCUCAACUAGAUGCUUCCUCCGUCACCUUCAAAGAGUUUGCAAUUCAAGGCUUUCGGCUCGAAUUUACUUAAAAUGAGUGACAGUAUAAUACGAAUAAAUUUUGGUCGAUUUUGUUCGAAAUCGGGAUUUUCGGUGUUUUUACAAUUGAGGAAUUCCACGAAGAUCCGUCCGAAAAUAAUUAAAAUCCUGAUCGACCAUCUUGGAUUCCUAUGAAACUUUACAUAUUUCAUCGGCAUGGAAGACAUUUUCCACAAUCAGAUUAUUUUGACUCAAGAGCAAUUUUUUAAAAGGGCGUAAACAUUUCUACGCGCAAAAAUUUCAAUUUUUUUUUGUUCGAUUACUGUAUUUUAUACAGCAAAACUUUCUGAGGACGAGUUUGAGAGAAUGAAUAUUUAUGUGCGAAAAAAAUAUACACUGAAAAAAAAAAUUGUGUCAUUUUUCACAAAAAACAAAACUUUGGUUUAAAAAUUUAAAUUGAACCAAUUUUUUCUAAUUUUUUAUAUAUUGUCAAUAAAAACCUCAAGAGAAAAGAAACAUUUUGAAUGUGAUUGUAUGAUGGAGAACUUAUCGGUAAAAAAGUUUUCUAACAAUAACUUUAUAAAUGUUUUUAAAUUCUAUGCUGAUUGACAUACAAAACUGUAGUUUUAUUGCAGAAUAUAAUUCUAAGAAUCGUUCAAAAUCAAAAUGCAUUUAACAAAAAUCUUCCAAAAUGCGAUGGUUUUAGAGAUAUGUGGAAUUUUGUUCCAACAAAAACAUUUAAUUCGUGUGAUUAUGCUCUUUUUAAAAGUUAUUUGCGUUACCUAAUUAUAAAAUGUCAAAAAUCUAAUGUUUAUCGUUUUAAAGACGUAAAAGAAACUUUUUCAGUAUAUUUGGAUCAUGGAGAAACUUUCAAUAAAAAUUUUUGACAUAUUUUUAUAAUUCUUACUAUUUGCGGUCAAAAAUACAAUUUUUUUUUGAAUAUGAAACGCUAUUUUAAAUUAAAAUGCUAAUAACAAAAAUUUUCUGAAAUGUGGUAGUUCUCGAGAUAUUUCAAAUUUUGUUUUAACAAUAUAAUUCUUUUGUUUUAUUACGACCUUUUCAGAAGUUAUUCGCAUUUCUCCAUCAACGAUAAUAACUUUUUCAAAAGGCCCAUAACAUGUAACUGUCUGUUUGACAUCAAGGUGAUAUUGUAAACUAUUUGAAAGCUAUACGAAAACAAUCAAAAUACUAUUCAACCAUAGGGUCUUAUGAUUAAACUAAAUAGUUCGAUCAUAUUUUAGCUAUUUUCGUAUAGCUUUCAAAUGGUUUACAAUAUCACCUUGAUGCCAAAGAGAAAGUUACAGGAAAUGUAAUGGGCCUUUUGAAAAAAUUAUUAUUGCUGAUGGAGAAACGCGAAUAACUUAGUUAGAAAAACUUUUUUACCAAUAAGUUCUCCAUCAUACAAUCACAUUCAAAAUAUUUCUUUUCUCUAUAGGUUUUUGUUUUUAAAAUAUAAAAAAUUAGAAAAAAUUGAUUUUUUUGCAAUUUAUAUUUUCAAUAUAAAUUUUUGUUUUUUUUUGAAAAAUAACACAAUAUUUUUUCAGUGCAUAUUUUUUUCGCAUAUAAAUAUUCAUUCCCUGAAACUCGUUCUCAGAAAGUUUUGUUGUAUAAAAUACAGUAAUCGAACAAAAAAAAUCAAAUUAGUGCACGUACAAAUGUUCACGCCCUUUUGGAAAAUUGCUCUUGUAUCAAAAUAUUGCAAUCGUCAGAGAAAAUAUUGGAGAUUCAUAAACCGAACACAACUUCAAAAUUUCGUUCGAAUCGACGAUGGUCAUAUUUUGAGCUCGGCCGGUUUCUCAUGGAAUCCCUUUAAUUAACUAACUAACUAACUAACUAGCUCUACUUUCUAACAAACGGAAGACCUCUUCAGUAUAAUUCUUGGAUUUGAGCCUGCAGGAAAUUCUUCAGACGAAGUCAGACAUUACACGGAGCUAUAUUAUACUUCUUGCGUUCUUUCUAAACCAUCGACUCAUUAUAGCGUCAGCGGCAGUACAAGGGACUUCUGAGACUUCCGAUCUGCUUUCAUCUAAAACGAUUAUAAUUUAGAAAAGUUGGGUUUGAAUGUUUCGUGUUCAACUCGUCAGUAACUAACACCAACUUGCUGCCAGUUAGACUAAACUAAUACCAAAUCGGUACCAGUUAGGCAGACAGUUAUUAUAAUUUGUUUAUUUCAAAGUUUCUGGGAUGACCGUAGAUUUUUUUUACCGAGAAAAAUUAAAAUUAAAGUAAAGAAAAUCUUUUCCUCUAGCUUGUGUUACACGUUAUUGCCACUAACAUGGAUUAUGAUGUAAGUAUCGUAAUUCGUCAUGAGUUAUGUCGGAAAAAAGCAGCUUAAAACGGUUUAAUCGAACUCAACUGAACUGAAUUAAACUGCUAGGACAUUAAAUCAACCCGUGAAGCUUUACUUCAGCAUUGCGAAUGUGCAUUUAACAAGUUUUCAUGCAACUUGCUGGUAUCACAUCCCAAACAGUUUUAUUUGUAUUCCACACUGAAAAGUUGAUAUUGAUCCAUUAAAAUCGACGCAGAAUGUUACAGAAAACGGGAGAGUUUUGGGUGUUCUAUGAUUUGAGCAGUUUUAGCAAACAAUUAUUACGUUACUCUCCGAUUGUGUCGCAAAGCUUGAGCAAAGCUCUAAAUAAACACAGAAGGUAACUGAGCAGUGAGAGUGGCAGUUCAACCACAAUCUUCGUGACGAGCCCAAGUUUUUUAUACAUCGCCGAUUAUGGGCAAAAAUGAACCGACGACACAAAGAGCAAAGAUUGAAGCUAAACCAAGUGAUACAUUACCAGUUUAAUAACGUUAAACUUUAAGCGCGCAUAGAUAAAUCAUUUAACGAAGUUACAAACCGUUUCAAAUCGCAAAUUUUCAUUCCAUAGCAGUGAUUAGGACAUUAAUACAGAAAACUCAAACUAGUUAAAAUUUAAUGAAUUUAAUAGUCUAGCCUAGACACAUUGUCUGUACAUACUAGAAAAGAUAAGAUAAAAUAUUUAACAGUUUUUACUAACUAAUUCAAGCAGCUUCUACUUUGCGAAAAUUUUCUAUCGGUAGAUGCAAUCAAUCUUCAGUAACAUAUAGGAAGAAAAAAUAUCAAUGCAAUUCAAAAUUUAGUUCACUUCAUUAUACCAGAUAAUGCAUAUAAACAGAACGCCAUCUGCCUUCAGGUCAUACUUAUAUAUACCCAUACCGAUCAAUAGAUCAUUCAACUGCACAACAGAGCGAAAUUAGUUCAAGAAUUAAAAACUUCACAACUUUUGCGAUUAACACGGAACAGCUGCGACGCUGAGUAAUUUUCUUCUUACAUUAUACAGCACCACAAUUCAUCAAACGCUGCAAUAGCUAUAAUCAUUGUUCACAAUUCUUUCGAAACUUCGCCAAGUACGUAAACACACUAACAUUUGCAUGAUGAGAAGAAAACGAAAAAAUACCAAACUGCCACUAAUCUUACUUUUACAUAAAAUAAAUCUUACGGAAUGCUAGCUAGCGGGACAGUCGCAGAAACUAAACAGGUAAACCCUACACCUUUCCAAAGUAAGGGACUUUGCGCGAACAAAUAACUGAGGACACAAAUAAAAUAAUUCCACUCAAAAAAAAGUGAAAGUAGAAGCAAUUUAAGGUUGAUCCGUACUAAACUAAACCAAACCGACCGACAUAUUUUUUCCGAACCUGGGUAAAAUUUGCAAUAAUAAAAACGAAACGUUUUUGAAAUUGCGACACACGAAACACUUUUCUCUAUAUCUUACACAUCCUACCCACACACACACGUACACAAACACGAGAUGCAGCAAAAAAUGUGAUGUUUAUUACAAAGUUUAUACUAGAUUGACUCGAACUAAUUGACAGUGGACUUGGAUUUAAUUCGAUUUCAAACUGGAAGAUAUGGGUUUUAGAAGCAAAACAGAAAAAAAAUUGCAGAAGAAAGCAAUCGGAAAACGGAACCCUAAUUUGCCACGACCGAUUUGGUGCAGUCUCCAGGCGGACAUUAUUUAUAUAUUUAAAUAGGUACCAUACAAUUUGAAGCUAGCAAAAUUUGAACGUAAUCGAAUGAAAGCAUAAUUCGCACAUUUGUAAAUUUUCCACUAUUUUAUAUUUCGCCGUGUACAUUAAAACCGAAGGGAAAAAAGCGCAUUGAAGUCAAGUUGCAUUCAGAGCGAAUUAAAAACAGAAAAGUUCAAACUA